UUUCUGAAACGAAUAGGUACAAUGCUUGAUCUGGAUUUGCCGACUUUCUUGCUCAUGAUAAAGUGAGACUCUCGCUUUUCCAACCGAAAGUACCACUGACGAGACAUAGAGGGGGGAUACCGCCAGUGAUUGCUCUGGCAGCAUACCAGAGUGAUGCUUGGGCUGCCGAGUUUACGACACUGGGAUACUUGAUCGGUAUCAUGUCUGUCAUCUCUCUGCCUAUUCUGCCGCGAGCAAAGUUUGCGCAAUCCUUGCUGCUGUCCGUGUUUGCUAUAUGCUUUGCAGCUGCAAUGGCUUUGCUCGCAAUUCGAUGCGCUACAUCAGCCCGGGGUUCGGCAAAGGCAGCAUCGGAAACAGGGACUUCCGGCAGCAAAGAGUCCCUGAGUUACAAUGCGGCCGCAAAUGUAACAGCCGCCGUCUUCCUGUUCUUCAACUUGUGGCUUGCCAAUACUAUCAGAGCACUACGUCCACAGCUUACGAUUGUUUCGAUCCAAUACUGUAUUUUCAUCACUGUUGCCUCAACCUAUGCGGCGACAUUUCCCAGCAUGGAGGCUGGAAAGAGUUUCGUGGACAGAUUGUUGAAGGUGUUCCUCACCGGCUUUGGAAUAGCCACCGCGGUGUCUUUCAUCAUAAUCCCAGUCUCCUCCAGAAAAAUCUGCGGGAAGCAAAUGGCUGGUGUUCUGAACCUGCUGAAAGCCAGCAUCUCUCUUCAUAACGCCUACCUCCACACCAUCACAGUUGCUGCCCUCGAACACCCGGCCGAGUUUGGGAAGGACAAAAAUGCCAGUUUGACACCUGAUCUGGCUGCUUCUCACAAGGAGGCACAAGAGAUUGCAGCCAAAUUGAAGAUGACGCUUCAGCAGGCUGCUAAACUGUUUGGUCAACUGAAAGUCGAAAUCGGGUUUGCAAAAAAGGAGAUAGCAAUCGGAAAACUCUGGCCGGACGAGUUUGCCAAGAUAUGGACGAUGUUGCGACAGAUUUUCCUGCCAGUGGGAGGCUUGUCGACGUUCGCCGACAUCUUACAGUCAGUCAGGCAGCACAAGAAUCAAGGGGAAGACCUCAUUCCGGAUAGCCAGACACUCGAAUCCAUCAGACGCUUUGAGGCAGAUGAGUGGCACGAGAUCGUGGCUUUAUCCAGGGAGCCUUUCCGCAAGCUCGAGGAAAGACUCAACGAUGGCAUAGCACACAUUAUUUACACACUUGAACUGCUUCCACGGCCAAUGGCUUCCAAGCGAGAUAUCGAGAAGAAUGCGGAUAUGCCACCAGCGCCCGGUGAUCGAAACUUUGCCGUGCACCUCGAGAAGGAGAUCAAAUCCUUCGCAAUCCAUCGCAAGGAGACCUUGCGGAAGUGGUGCGAGAAGAAAGGAAUAGAAGUUCCUCAAAAAUUCUGGGAGGACUCUGCAGCACAGUACAAGUUCGACGAUCCAAACUCGAUAGCUGACGCUGUACGAUCGAAGCAAAACCAUCAGCAGCUCUACUUGACCCUUUACCUCGAAUACUUAGUUCUCUCGGUUUGUCAUUCGGUACUGGACCUCGUCCACUAUGCAGAUUCCAAGGUCGAGGACGGAACAAUGAGUAAGAAGCAUUUCAUUUUCCCAGGAUGGAAGCGGAUAAGGAAACUCUUUCAGCACGCAUUCACGCAGGAGGACUCUGAACCGACAUUUGCCGACACUGAAGCCACUGGAAUCCAUAUCGCGCUUGGUGACGCGCUAUCAGCAAAGAAGGAUCCAGAGCAUUUACCUCCAACGAACUUUUAUCAGCGCUUGACAAACCAUCUGAGGGCAGUCCCAAAGUUCCUAGGAUCCGACGCAUGCAGCUACGGCUUUCGCGCAGCCGUUGCUGCCAUGAGCCUCGCAAUCAUUGGCUAUCUGCGCCAAACUCACGAGUUUUAUCUAGCGCAACGUGGGAUUUGGGCAGUAAUCAUGGUGGCCAUCAGUAUGGGACCGACUGCUGGUGCCGGCGUGCAAGGCUUUGUCCUGAGAAUUGCGGGCACUCUUGUGGCCAUGAUCGCUUCCAUCACUAUUUGGUACAUGUCGGAUCAGAAGCCCGCUGCAAUCAUUCCUCUCACUUACCUGUGUUUCUUAUGCGGCUUCUAUGUCCUGUUGAAGAAGCCGAUGUUGAUGAUAACGGGCGUUAUCUCUAUGGUCACCGUGAUCCUCAUCGUUGGAUACGAGCUGCAAGACCUCAAAAUCGGCACGAAGGCAUUGACCUCGAACGGACAGAAGUAUUACCACAUAUACGUCCUGGCGCCGUAUCGACUCGCCGCAGUCGUGAUCGGUCUGUCCGUCGCGUUCAUCUGGACGUACUUCCCGUACCCAAUUACCACGCACGCCACGCUGCGCAAGGACCUCGGAUCUACACUGUACAUAAUGGCCAAUUACUAUUCGAUCACGCACUCAACACUCGAAAUGAAACUGCGGCUCGGCUGGCGCGCCCAAGACGCAGGCAAGAUGUCAGCGAUGAAGAAGCUCGACAAGGCCCGCCGGCGCAGCUUCGAGAAGAUGAUCAUCAUGAUGAACAAGUUACGUGAGCACUCGGCGUUUACCGUGUACGAGCCCUCGAUCGGCGGCAAGUUUCCCAAACAGACCUACGAUGCACUGAUCGCGCACAUGCAGAGCCUGUUCAAUUACAUGUCGAUCAUCAACUUCGCGGCCCAGACCUUCGAGUCGAAACAAGACGGCGAGGAGAGCGAGUGGCUGCGCGAUUUCCGACGGAUGACGGCCGAGACCACCGUGACUAGCCACGAGCUUACAUCGACGCUUUGCUUGUUGUCGGCCAGCAUGUACAACGCCCAGCCUCUUCCCCCGUACGUGCGCGUGCCACCGCCAAUCCAUCUUGCAGACCAGCUGGCCGGUAUCGACCCGGGGAUUUUGAGCGUGCAGCAUAUCGACGAGCCGUGCUAUGCUGCGUUUGCAGUGCUCGAGAUCGCCAGCGUGCUCAUCAUGCAGGAAACGUCUGCUGUAUUGGCGAAGGUCAAGGAGUUGGUUGGGGAAGUCGAUUUCUCGCUGCAUGUGAUUGGUUCGCCAUUGGAUUCGACGACCAGUUCGUUGAACAAUCUGAAUGGGAAGGGCAAGGCUGAUUGAUCGAUUGAUCAAGGGGGCGCGGCUUCAUGAACUGUUUGAUGUUCAGAAAACUGCUUUGUGGCUUGAUAUGGUGCACGCAGAGCACUUCUUUGAUAGAAGCUGGGCAGACAGAUUGCUAGAGAGAACGAUCAAUCAAUUGCAGUAUUCUACCAUCUGGUGCCUUUGUGCAGAUCAUUCCGUAUAGUGUAGCUGAACCGUGAUCCCCAUGAUCCGAACCGAGGGUAUCUUUGAAGUACAA
Messenger RNA from Exophiala viscosa, 3321 nucleotides. RefSeq lists its product as uncharacterized. The transcript has 2 exons. Bases 201 to 3083 code for a protein of 960 amino acids. The record is from RefSeq and is a predicted model, not a curated record. NCBI's taxonomy places the organism in Eukaryota, Fungi, Ascomycota, Eurotiomycetes, Chaetothyriales, Herpotrichiellaceae.